This is a messenger RNA of Cercospora beticola, 1143 nucleotides long. Its product is annotated as TauD/TfdA dioxygenase family protein. The record is from RefSeq and is a predicted model, not a curated record. NCBI's taxonomy places the organism in Eukaryota, Fungi, Ascomycota, Dothideomycetes, Mycosphaerellales, Mycosphaerellaceae. Gene Ontology annotation, molecular function: 2-oxoglutarate-dependent dioxygenase activity. Gene Ontology annotation, cellular component: cytoplasm.
AUGGCACCUUCAGCAGCAGAAGUCGAAACAGCGCCGGCAGUGGCGGAAGUCACGAAUGGUGUGAAGAAGCUUCUGUCCGCUGACAGCACCUCCUCCUCGCUCAAGAGAGAGCCAUUGACCUACUCUGGAUCUCUGGAUGAAUACGAGUCCUUCGACGUCACCAAUGUCAUUGGCAGAGAAUUCCCACACCUCCAACUGAGCCAGAUCUUGCACGAUGACAGGAAGAUCAGAGACCUUGCUAUCACUGUCUCACAGCGCGGCGUGGUCUUCUUCCGGAACCAGGACCUCCAAAUCACCGACCAGAAGAUCCUGGGGCAGAAGCUCGGCGAGCUGACUGGGAAGCCCAAGACUUCUGGACUACAUCGUCAUGCUCUUCUCAAUGGCAAGUCCCUUGGAAUCAAGCUUGGCGAGAAUGGGGAGGAACUGCCAGAUGAUGAUGAGAUCUCUAUCAUCUCCUCUCAGGCGAACAGAAAAUACUACGAGGAGCGAUACAAGGCAGCCUCGGUGCACCUUGCCUCCGAUGGCUGGCACGCAGACAUUUCCUUCGAGCCAAUCCCGUCCGAUUACGCCAUUUUGAAGAUUGUCCAACCCCCAGAGGAUGCUGGUGGUGACACUCUUUGGGCUUCCGGAUACGAGGCGUACGACCGCUUGUCACCACCUGUCAAGAAGUUCGCCGAGGGCUUGACAGCAACGCACCACACACCCGAAUUCGCUAAAACCGCAGCUCGAAAUGGUCUUCAACUUGUGGACGGCGAGCGUGGCGCUCCAGAAAACGUCGGUCUUGACUUUGCCGCCUCGCAUCCCGUGGUCCGAACAAAUCCGGUCACAGGCUGGAAAUCAUUAUAUGGCGCCGCUGGCCAAGUAAGAGAGGGAUACAUUGACGACGUGACGCCCCGCGAGUCCGAGCUUCUGAAGGACUACUUCCUGUCAGUCAUCGCAAACAAUCACGACUUGCAGGUGAGGUUCAGAUGGAACAAGAAUGAUCUGGCGAUCUGGGACAAUCGGAGUACCUUCCACACGGCUACCAACGAUUACUAUGGCGCCCGCCAAGGUAACCGUGUGGUGUCGCUUGGAGAGCGGCCUUACUACGACCCUGCCUCCCUGUCAAGACGGGAGGCGUUGGCCAAGGAGGGAAAGAGGUGA